Thamnophis sirtalis is the source of this 5193-nucleotide messenger RNA. The record is from RefSeq and is a predicted model, not a curated record. NCBI's taxonomy places the organism in Eukaryota, Metazoa, Chordata, Lepidosauria, Squamata, Natricidae.
CUCCCAAGAUGGCGGCGGCGGGGGGCGGGGGGGUGAACCCCUUCCUCAGCGACUCCGAAGAGUCCGAGCCUGAGGAGAGCAGGCCGGGGGGCAGCAGCAGCAGCGACCCGGGCGCCUCGGCCGCUCCUCUCCCGGUGUCUUCUUCCGUCUCCUCUUCGCCACCCUUUCAGCCGCUCUUGCCGCCGCCUCCGCCUUCACAGGCCGAGGAGCCUCCCCGGGUGCCGGUGGACGCUUUGGCGGCUCAGCUGCUGCGCGACCAGUUCGUCUUGACGGCGCUGGAGUUGCACGCGGAGCUGCUGGAGAGCGGCCGGGAGCUGCCUCGCCUGCGAGACUAUUUCUCCAACCCGGGCAACUUCGAGCGGCAAAGCGCCGGCGGCGCCGGAGCCCUGGCCCCGACUCCUUCCGCCUCAGGAGCUCCUCCCGGGAUGAUAGCCAUGGUCGGAGGCGGUAAGGAGCCCGGCGCCGGACAGCUCCAUCGAGCUGGAAGCAUUAGCACACUCGAUUCCUUGGAUUUUGCAAGAUAUUCAGAUGAUGGAAAUAGGGAAACUGACGAGCGAGUAGCUGUCCUGGAGUUUGAACUACGGAAAGCAAAAGAGACCAUUCAGGCCCUCCGAGCCAACCUGACUCAGGCUGCAGAAAAUGAAGUUCCUUUGCAGGAACGAAGAAAUUAUAAAUCAAGUCCUGAAAUUCAGGAUUUUGAACUGUGGGAUGAUGUAGGACUGAACAUUCCAAAACCUCCAGACUUGCUACAACUGUACCGGGAUUUUGGAAAUCACCAAGUUAUUGCAAAAGACAUUGUAGAUGUAGCAUGUGGUCCAGAAGAGGAGGAACUAGAGGCAACUACUCCUAUCCUAGAAAACAUUCCUGUAUUUGGAACAUCAGAAUCAAUAGAGCAAUGCGUGUUGGUGCAGAAAUUGGAAGAUCAAAUUAAUGCAUUAAGCACAGAAAAAUGGUCUCUUAUGGAGCAGAUACAAAGGCUUGAAAGUGAAAUAGACUACUUGAGAAGUCAAAAAACGUCUAUUCCAAUGGUAUGUGACACAGUACAGCCAUCUUCAGCCCAAGUGCCUCCCACGCUCCCAGAUGAUAAUGGAAAAUAUUUAGACAUUAAAAGUUCAACCAAUGAUGAUAAACUUGGGAGAACUGAAGAAGAAAUAACUUUGAUGGAACCUGAAUGUAGGACUUCUAAAGAGGAUAUUGGAAUACCUUUUGCUUAUAAAGAAAGAGAAAAAUUUCCCUUUUGUUCCCCAUCAAAUAAAGCUGCCAUACAUUUUGAUAAACCUAAUAGGAAGUUAUCACCUGCAUUCCAUCAAGCAUUGCUGUCAUUUUGCCAGAUGUCAGCAGAGAGCCGUUUGGGAUCAGAGGUGUCUCGAAUUGCUGAUAGUGAAAAAAGUGUCAUGCUGAUGCUUGGACGUUGUUUACCACAUAUUGUUCCUAAUGUCCUGCUUGCAAAACGAGAGGAGUUGAUCCCACUCAUUCUGUGUACAGCUUGCCUCCAUCCUGAACCUAAAGAGAGAGACCAACUCUUGCACAUAUUGUUCAACUUGAUCAAAAGGCCAGAUGAUGAGCAAAGAAACUUCUACACGUAUUUUUCCUUUCAUUGCCAGGGAUUUGAACUGCUACUCUCAGCAUUGGGUGAUCCCUCAGAACGAGUGGUUAGUGCAACUCACCAAGUAUUCUUACCAGCUUAUGCUGCUUGGACUACAGAAUUAGGAAAUUUACAGUUGCAUCUUAUACCUACAUUGCUUAUUAAAAUUGAAAAACUACUCAAGGAAAGUGAACAUGGACUGGAUGAACACAAGCUCCAUAUGUAUCUUUCUGCUUUACAAUCCUUGAUACCUUCUCUUUUUGCACUGGUAUUGCAAGAUGCCCCCUUUACAAGCAAAGCUAAGCUUCAGGGAGAAGUCCCACAUAUAGAAGAAGACCGCAAGCUGUUAGUGGGAUUUUUAGAAGAUGUCAUGACUAUGCUUUCAUUAUCUCACGCUCCCCUUGAUAGCCUAAAAGCAUCUUUUGUGGAAUUAGGGUUGCCUCAACUUAUUGAAAUUGUUGGUAAAAUCAAUGUAGCUUCAACCGCAUGUGUUCAUGAAUUCUCAAGGUUUUUCUGGCGACUUUGCCGAACUUUUGGGAAGAUUUUCACCAACACAAAGGUAAAACCCCAAUUCCAGGAAAUUUUACGGCUCUCUGAGGAAAACAUUGGUAGGUAUAUUUUUCCUAACCAUCAGUUCUAUGCGAACCCAGCAUACCAUGAAUUGCUGCUAACUGUAUUAUGGUAUGGAGUUGUCCACACUUCAGCACUUGUUCGAUGUACGGCUGCCAGAAUGUUUGAGCUGACUCUUCGAGGCAUGCGUGAAGCCUUAGUUGACAAGCGGGUUGCUCCGGCCCUUGUUACCUUGUCCAGUGAUCCUGAAUUCUCUGUCAGAAUAGCCACAAUUCCUGCGUUUGGGACCAUCAUGGAAACGGUCACUCAGAGAGAGCUUUUGGAAAGAGUCAAAAUGCAGCUGGCCUCUUUCCUGGAAGAUCCCCAGUAUCAAGACCAACACUCUCUGCACACAGAAAUAAUAAAAACCUUUGGGAGGGUUGGUCCAAAUGCUGAGCCAAGAUUUAGAGAUGAAUUUGUUCUUCCACAUUUGCAUAAACUUUCCUUGGUGAAUAACCAGCAAUCUGCAGACUCAAAACGACUGGACAUAGCUACUCACCUCUUUGAAGCCUAUAGUGCACUCUCCUGUUGUUUUAUUUCAGAAGAGUUAAUGAUCAGUCACUUCUUACCUGGACUCAGGUGUUUAAGAAAUGACAUGGAAGCUCUCUCACCAGAACAUGAGGUCAUUUUAAAUUCCAUGAUAAAAGAAUGUGAACAGAAAGUGGAAAAUAGAAAUGUUCAAGAACCUCAAGGUUCUAUGUCAAUUGCAGCAAGCCUUGUGAGUGAAGACACCAAGACCAAGUUUCUGAAUAAAAUGGGCCAGUUAACCACUUCAGGCGCCAUGCUGGCCAACGUGUUCCAGAGGAAGAAGUAAAUUGGGAUUAAGAACUAAAGAACAUUAACACUGAGAGACCUCAUUAAGACUUGUUCCUUGUACUUGAAGUACUCGUCUUUUUAUUUUCUGUCUUACGUUCUUGUAGUAUAAUUUUAAUCUACAAAGAUAUUUGCACUGCUCUUGAAUAUUGCUACAUAUCUGUUAAUUUGGGGCAAAAUGUGGUUGAUUAUAAAACUAAAUUAAGUCUGUAUCAGGUCCCUGCCCUGUGUUCUUGUCUUUCCAGCAUUUUUAUAUAUAUAUAUAUAAAUAUAUGGUGGGGUUUUUUUUAAUUUCCUGAUGGGUUCUUGGCUGAUAUCUGUAUUAUACAUGGAACUGUUAUGAUGGUACUUAAAAUAAUGUAAAUUUGAAGUCACAGUUAUAAAGUAAUAAAAGUGGAGAUUACUUAUGUAUUUAAGUUAUAAGGGGCAAUGCAGAGCUUUUUUAAUGUUUCUAAAAUGAAAGGUAAGAGCCACCAGCACUGAUUCCUGGAUUGUUUUUGUAAGUUAUUGUAUAUUUGAAUUACCGAAGUGAAUGGAGGAUAUAAUGUAUCACGGAAUUCCUUGCACUACUUAGUACUACAAUAUAUUCCAGAACAGACGAAUACAACAGAUUUUUUUUAAAUUGUCUCUCAUUACAUGUAUUGGCAUUUUCAUUGUGUAUAAAACAGCUUAGUAUUAACCUUUCUGCAAGGCAGUUUAUAGCAAGAAGGGGAGGAAGAAUAAAUAGUCCAAACUUAAAUCAUAUGUACCUUGAUGAAAGCCAUACUGAUUUCAAUGAAGGUUUCUUUCAUAUGAAUGAGUCUAAUAUUGCCUUCUUAGAAUAAACUUUUAAGUGAUGCUGCUCUACAUCAAUGCUUUAAGCCAACAUCAUUUUCUGCAUAUAACAAUCCUGUGUUUGAAGUUUGUCCUUGGUAAAGUAACAUCUACGGUACUUAAAACACCCCUCCAAAAAAUAAUUGACAUAGAACAUUCUGGGCACUACAUAAGGUAAACAUAUUUAUAGCAUACUAGGCAAAAGGAUUGGUUUCAACACUAAAGAGAUUGGCUAGCAUUUUGUUUAACUUGGGUUUUAAAUCUUGCAGGGCAAGGAAGAAAGAAAAUGUGCCAUCCGAUGCCACAAGUAGCACGGAAGUGACCGAAAGCAAUAAUGUAUUAAAAUUUAAAUGCAACGCCAUAUAAUAUCUUCUUAAUAUCCUGAUAUUUUUUAAAAUUGCAACUCUAAUCUUCUAUCCUUGUAGCAUUAUUCAGUGGUGAAUCAAUUUAAGCCCGUCCGUUGUUUCAUAACUCUAUAAAUAUCCAAUGCAAAUUCCGGUCCGCUAUGUGGCUUUCACCCUUUCUACAUUUUCUCCAUACUACAUAUUUUGUAAAUAUGCAUGCACAUAGACAUUAUUUUCAAAAAUAAAAGGAAGACAUUACCUAAUGCUGUGCCUAUUUUAAUGAAAUUACUACUUUUGUGUUAAAUCUGGGGUAGAGACAAACAGACCCGAAACACUUGUAGAAUCCUAAUAUAAGUAUCAGUAAAUCUGUUAUACGUAUGGUCAAGCUCAACCCCACUGUUAUUUCAAGGCAAAGGAAUAGCUUUUCUGUUAUUUCUCUUUUCUUAAAGUAAAUUGUGAUUAACACACUUCAAUAAUUUAUCUUGGAAAGAAAUAUCACAAAUACCCUCAACCCAUUGCUAGAUUAAAAUUCCCACCAGUGUCCAAAACUGUUUUCUGGGUAGAGCUGAUAGAAGUUGCAUUCCAGAUUCUGUGAAAGGUUGCAGGUUGGGACAAGCUUGCCUUAUCAUAUACUUUGGGAUUUCUGUGCUGAGAAGUAGAGAAAUAUUAAUUAAAACUUGUCUAAAAGAGGUGCAUAUGCGUAUCAUCCGUUUUUUCACUGUACUCGACUGGAUUGUAUCUGGAGUAUUUUUUACAUUCCCAAUAAAAUCUUCAUCCGAAGAGAGGACGCGCUUGGAAAAGAAUCCGUCUUGCAUUGAAUGUGCAAAUACAGCAAAUAUAGCCAUUUUGAAAUCCGAUGAUGAUGAAUGAUGAAUGGGUAUUCACCUCACUAUCUGCCAGUCGUACUAAACUGUAUUGCAAAUGCUGUCUUAGUAGACCAUCUGAUAAUGAAAUGCUGGGGCAUUCCAGAAGAAGUAGAAGUGGCUAACUCUCCUGUUCUUUCUUGAAUUAAAUAAAACGUUUUGCAUA